UACAGUUCCUCGACUGGUUAUAUUGUUUACAUCAUGUCCCAAAGCACCGACGCAUGCAAGUAUUCUUUAUGAUCUAUUAAAAAAGAAGGAAUAAAUAUCAUAAAUAUAUAAUGGAAGUUCUUGAAUUAAAAGACAUAAAAGCUGUACCUGAUAUUAUUCAUCUUUAUCCAGAUACAGUAAAAUGCGAAGCAACUCCGCUUGUAAUUGAUAAUGGAUCGUACAAUUGUAGAGUUGGUUGGGCUACUGAAAAAGAAUGCCAAUUAAUAUUUAAAAAUCUUAUUGCAAAACCACGCAAGGAACGUGGAAAAAAGGACGGUGAACCUCAGGUUGGAAAUGACAUAGCUAAUAUCGAAGCUGUUCGAUUUCAAUUAAAAACACAGUUUGAUCGAAACGUGGUAACGCAUUUUGAAGCACAGGAACAAAUAUUUGAUUACACGUUUACUCAUAUGGGAAUAGAUACAGAGGGUGCGGUAAAUCAUCCUAUUAUUUUAACAGAAGCGUUUCUGAAUCCUAAUUAUUCCAGAAACUUGAUGGCUGAACUUUUAUUCGAAUGUUACAACGUACCUGCGAUAGCAUAUGGAGUGGAUUGCUUAUUUUCUUAUCAGCAUAAUAAUUGUCCACCGGAUGGUUUAAUAAUCAGUAUUGGAUAUCACACUACGCACAUAAUACCUAUAUUAGAUGGUAAGGCAGAUCCUGUAAACUCAAGAAGGAUCAAUGUUGGUGGAUAUCACAUUACGUCCUACAUGCACAGGUUGCUUCAACUUAAAUAUCCAGUACACGUAAAUGCAAUUACACCUAGUCGAGCAGAGGAAUUAAUACAUGAACAUUCGAUGAUAGCUUUAAGUUAUCAAGAUGAAAUUUCUAAAUGGGCGGAUCCAGAUCAUUACGAUACAAAUGUAUUAAGAGUUCAAUUACCCUAUGUUGCUCCUGCAAAUACUCCUGGUCUAACAGUCGAGCAGCAGAAGGAAAGGAAACGCGAAUUAGCUAGAAGAUUAAUGGAAAUCAACGCCAGAAAAAGAGAAGAGAGAUUAGCAGAAGACGAAGAACAACUAAAUCAAUUAUUAGCCGUUCAAGAUUUAUUAGAAGAAGGUGAAACGGAUGAAUUUGAUCAAGCGUUAAAAACUUAUUCUCUCGCAAAUGAGGCAGAUCUGAUAAAAAUGAUUAAUAAUCUGCAAGCAAAAGUAGAAAGAACCAGACAAAAGAUAGUAGCGGCUAACUCGCAAGAGGAGAAUAUCGCGAUGGAAGAACAAAAACCAAAAAUAAAAUCGAGUUUGCAACCUAAAGAUCAACAAGAUUUUGACGAAUGGAUCGCUGGUGUUCGAAAGAAAAGGCAAGAAAUAUUAGAAAGACGACUGGCAAAAAGACAACGUAGACAAGAUAUGGCGAAACGUAGAACAGCUGCUGCACAGGAAAGAAUGCGCAUAAUAAGCCAAUUGGCGAGAAAAGAAAAACGCGAUGAUGAUUUUGGUAUGAGAGACGAAGAUUGGGAUGUUUAUAAAGUUAUAAAUAGGGAAGGUGGAGAUUCAGACUCGGAGGUAGAACAAGAAAAGCUUAUGGAAUUGGAAGAUGUACUACGACAUCACGAUCCAGAAUUCGAUGGUGCUGGAUCUAACGUUCCUAUGAUUCCUGGAGAAACUCAUCAAUUACACGUGGGGGUAGAACGCUUGAGAGCUCCGGAAGUAUUAUUUCAACCAUCGAUGAUUGGUUCAAUGGAAGCUGGCAUUGCAGAGACAAUCGAUUUCGUUUUGAAGCUUUAUCCGCCCGAGCAGCAGACGCGACUCGUGGGAAAUAUAUUUCUCACGGGUGGACCGACAAGAUUUCCUGGCUUACUCGAAAGAUUGAAUCGUGAACUUCGUGAAAUACGACCAUUUGGAUCGAGUUUUCGAAUAAAUAUUGCAAAAAAUACCAGUCUAGAUGCAUGGUAUGGCGCCAGGGAUUUUGGCUUGAAUGGAAACCUUCCUGAAUUCUUAGUGAGUAAGAAGGAAUACGAGGAAAGAGGUGGUGAAUAUUUUAAAGAACACUUGAGCAGUAAUACUUACACCCGUUCUCCUGAUCCUUUACCUACGAUACAGACACCUGUGACAUCGGAACAGGUUAUCGUAGAGGAUGCUGUCGUCGACGUUGAAAUGGAGUAAAAGUAUAAUAAAACUAAAGCGAAUAGAAAAUACAGAUGAUAUUUUUUUAUGGAUAUCUACUUUAUUACACAAGUGUUUCCGUUUGUUCAUUCAAUCACGAACAAACUACAUUGUAGUCUGUUUGCUGAUCACAAUGUACAGUUCCCAAUCAUCGCCAUUUUACCAUUCAAAGAUAAUUAUGCGAGUACAUUCUGGUUUUUCUUUUUUUAUUCAUCGAGAAUAAUCGACAUCCGCUUGUUUAUCGGCGCUUGUCGAAUAAGCUAAAAAACUGAGAAAGUGAUACCUCACCCCAGCAAGAGGAUUUACUACAGCGA
This is a messenger RNA of Bombus impatiens (common eastern bumble bee), 2449 nucleotides long. RefSeq names its product actin-related protein 5 (gene Arp5). Gene Ontology annotation, biological process: regulation of DNA-templated transcription. Gene Ontology annotation, cellular component: cytoplasm; Ino80 complex. The coding region runs from base 111 to 2135 and encodes 674 amino acids. NCBI's taxonomy places the organism in Eukaryota, Metazoa, Arthropoda, Insecta, Hymenoptera, Apidae. The record is from RefSeq and is a predicted model, not a curated record. The transcript is spliced from 7 exons.